Blepharisma stoltei is the source of this 3109-nucleotide messenger RNA. The record is from the annotation of a GenBank genome assembly. Lineage: Eukaryota; Ciliophora; Heterotrichea; Heterotrichida; Blepharismidae.
AUGGUUUCAUUUUGCAAUUUUGACUCAAAUUCAAAUAUAAACCCAUUGAUAAAUCCAGAAAAUUCAGAUUGUUAUCAAUUGUGCAUUGAUAAUUAUUCGUGUUCACCUUCUGAUCUGGGAAACGGAGCAUGUAAUCAAAACUGCAAUAAUCCAACUUGUGGCUAUGAUUAUGGAGAUUGUGGGUACUGCUCUUCAGAUUGUAAAAGAUAUUUAGGCUUUCAAGAUGAUUUAGGCAUAGCAUGCUCUAAUUCUUGUGAUAAUGAAAAUUGUUAUUAUGGUUUAGGAAUUUGUAAAGAUUGCUCAGCUGGCUGCAGCAGGGAAAUUCUUGGAGAUGGGAUUUGUGAUAAAUCUUGCAAUGUGUUUUCUUGUAAUUAUGAUUUUGGAGAUUGUAAUAAUAAUCAAUGCACUUCAGGCUGCGAACUUUGAAUGAUAGGAGACAAUAAUUGUAAUAAAGAGUGCGAUAAUCUGGCUUGUAACUGAGAUGGAGGGGAAUGUGACUGUUCCCAAGGCUGUCAUUCUUAUAUGAAAUCUAACGGAGUUUGUGAUGAAGUUUGUGAUAAUUCAGAUUGCGAUUAUGAUGGAGGAGACUGCCAAGAAUGUGCUCCUGGCUGUUUAAUGUCUAUGCUAGGAGAUGAAACUUGUAACUCUGCUUGCAAUGUAAAUGAUUGUCAUUAUGAUAAUUAUGACUGUGGCUGUGCUGAAGGCUGCGGUAUAGAAAGUUAUGGACAAUGCAAAGAUUCCUGCAUGAAUUCUAUGUGCAGAUAUGAUACUACUAGCGAAACUUCUAAAUGCCAAAAUUCAAACCAGAUAUUAUUUGCUUUACAUUAUGGGCUUAUAUUUAAAAAUCUUGUAGCAAAUACAAGCCCAGAUAAUUGCACAAGUAACACAAGCUGCUUAUCAACAGAGGUCCUUGAUUCUAGUUCUUGUCACACAAAUUGUAAAGGAGCUCAGUGCAUUUAUUCAUGAAAUCAAUGUGAAGUAAAUACGUGUGCAGACCAAAAUUGUCUAAUUUGCAACUCAAAUAAGUUAGGAGACUGUUUUAAAUGCAACUCAAAUGCUUAUCAAUUUUAUGGAUAUUGCCUGGCUUCAUGCCCAGGUGGUCAUGAGGCGGUUAAUUUACUUGGCGACUAUCCAGUUUGCUUGAUUCCUAAAGACUAUUCAACAAAAGAAAGUCCAGCAGUCUAUUAUGUAACUUCAAAAACAAGCACCGAUAUUUAUGAAGGAAAUGGGACUUUUAACAACCCAUUUGCAUCCCUUUCUCUAGCUCUUGCUUCAAUAUAUAAUAGGUAUGCCAUUAUUUAUCUAUUGAAUGAUGGGGAUCAUUAUUUUACCUGUGUUAAUACAUCAAAUCCUGUGAGCACUGUGCUAGCUGAUGUAUGUGAUCCAUUGUCAAAAAGCUUUAGCCCAGCAAAUCUUGUGAUUGAUUCAUAUGAUGGCUCUAUGAUUGUUGUAAAAACGAAGGCAGACCACGAUUUUUUUACUUUUACAAUGUCAAGUACUAAUACUCUUACAAUAAAAAAUGUCGUAUUCAAUGGACAAGAUGUUCUAUCAACUUGCCCAUCAGAAGCAAACCCUUAUUGCUCAUAUUGCGCUUAUAUUACGCUAGGUUCUGAUGGAUACUAUUACAGUGAUCAAGGGACUGUAGUUUCUAAUUAUUUAGACUCAUCCACAUGCAACACAUUUCACACCAAAAGCCUUUUUAGUUUAUAUUUAAACGCCAAUUUAGAGAUGAAAAAUGUAAAUUUUACAGAUUGGAGAAUGGAAUUAAAAACUUUAAUUAUAAGCUAUGGAGCAAACAUUAUAUUCAGCUACGUAAAUUUUGAUAGUAUUCGAUGCAUGUGAGGUGCGACUUCAAUACAGCCAGGACAAGCAACUCCAGAACAGGAAAAAACUUCAGUGAUUUAUUUUCUUGAUUGUGGAGAUGCAAAUUAUAAUUGUGGAAGCUUUGAGUAUACAAAUGGAGUUGUAUCAAGGCUUAAUAAUGGCUAUGAGUAUGGCGUAGCACCAUUUUCAGGAUUUUUAAGUGCAGAUAAAAUCAGGACUGUAAAGCUGAAAAAUGUCACUUUUGUUAACAAUAUUGUAUAUUCUCCUUAUGUCGUAUCCACAACUUAUUGUCUUAUAAAAUUGAUUCUAUACAGAUCAAUUGAAGUUUCUCACUGCAUUUUUGAAAAAAAUGCAGUCUAUUUUGGGCUCAUUUAUUUAGAGCCACUGGCAUUAGUAUUUCGUAAUGAUUUAAAUUCUAAUAACGAGCUGAUUGAUUUAUUGCUUUAUCACAUUUACAUUCACGAUUCAAUUUUUACAAAUAACUAUGGAAUAAUUGCAGGCAUUUUAUGGGUUGAUUAUCAGUCUCAGCUACAAAAAAUUUUAUUCGAAAAUUUGACUAUAAAUGGAAAUGGAAUUUUAGCAGGAUCUUUGAUUUAUAUUAAUAAUCUGUAUUAUUCUUCUCAAUAUCUUACAGAUACUUCAAUAUCCAUAACAGAUGCAAAUGGAAAUUCUAUAGAAGCAAUAUAUAAGAAGCGAGAUUUUAUUUUUAAAAAUUCAACAAUUGCCAACAAUCACUCUGGUUUAUAUGGGAUUUUAGAUCUUGAUCAAUUAGUGAACAUACGUUUUUACAACUUGACUAUUGAAUCUAAUGGAAGCCUGGAAGCUCAAAAUAUCAAUACUAUCUUAUGAAACUAUUAUGUAGACAACAGUGAUUUAUAUAUAAAAAACCUUGUCACAGAUUCUAAUGGCAUCGACUGUUAUUCUUUAUGAUCUAUUCGCAAUUCUUAUAAUCAUGAAAUAUUAGAAAGCACUUUUAAAAACAACCUUUGCCAAAAUUCAAGCCCAAAUCUAAGAUUUGAGGUAUCUGAGAACAUUAAUAUUAUUGGUUGCAGUUUUGAAGGAAAUAUAGGGUCUUCUUCUUUUGGGAGUUGCGUAUAUUCUUUUCUUGGUGGAAAAAUGACAAUUAAUAAUUCAGUAUUUAAUGACAAUAAAAAUAACGCUCCUGGGGGAUAUGGGCCUUUAUGUUUUGUACAGAGCUUUGGGGAUACUUAUAUUUCCGAUACUAUAAUUUCUAAUAACUCAGCAGAUUAUAGCCCAGGACUAUAUUUUACAGGUGGCUCAUUAA